UCAAUAAGACCCCACAUCAAUUCCUCUCUCUGCCCACCUCCGUUGCUACCCCUUAAAACAACCAUUUCCUCACCCAAGCGAAUCCCAUUGUGCCAUGGGCGUCGACAUGUCUAACCCACCCACCAAAGACUUCUUUGCUUCUCCCGCUCUCUCCCUCAGCCUUGCCGGAAUAUUCCGCGAUGCCGGUGCCGCGGCGGCUGCAGCAGCUGCGAAUAUGGAGGUGGAGGAAGGAGAUGAAGGAAGUGGAGGAGGAGGAUCAGGUAAAAGAGAAGAGACCGUUGAGAUUAGUAGCGAGAACUCGGGUCCUGCAAGAUCAAGAUCAGAAGAUGAGUUAUUAGAGCACGAGGAUGAAGAAGACGAUGGGGACAAAAGCAAAAAGAAGAAGAGGAAGAAGUAUCAUCGUCACACCGCAGAGCAAAUCAGAGAAAUGGAAGCUCUGUUUAAGGAAUCACCCCAUCCAGAUGAGAAGCAAAGGCAGCAGCUGAGCAAACAAUUAGGCCUUGCUCCAAGGCAAGUCAAGUUCUGGUUUCAAAAUCGUCGAACACAAAUCAAGGCUAUACAAGAGCGCCAUGAAAAUUCUUUGUUGAAACAAGAGCUGGACAAACUCCGGGACGAAAACAAAGCCAUGAGGGAGACUAUAAACAAAGCUUGUUGCCCCAGCUGCGGCAUGGCUACCACUAGCAAAGAUGGCUCCAUGACAACUGAAGGACAGCAACUACGUAUCGAGAAUGCCAAACUCAAAGCCGAGGUAGAAAAACUGAGAGCAGCUAUUGGAAAAUACCCUCCAGGGGCAGCUUCGACUAGUUCAUGCUCGGCUGCAAAUGACCAAGAAAACAGGAGCUCAUUGGAUUUUUACACCGGAAUAUUUGGGCUUGAGAAGUCAAGAAUUAUGGAGAUUGUUAACCAAGCAACGGAAGAGUUGAAGAAGAUGGCUACGGCUGGUGAACCGCUGUGGGUUCGAAGCGUCGAGACUGGUCGCGAGAUUCUUAACUAUGAUGAGUAUGUCAAAGAAUUCUCUGUCGAAAAUUCAAGCAAUGGGAGGCCGAAAAGAUCCAUUGAGGCCUCUAGAGGGACCGGGGUUGUUUUUGUUGAUCUCCCAAGGCUAGUUCAAAGCUUCGUGGAUGUGAAUCAAUGGAAGGAAAUGUUCCCAUGCUUAAUUUCAAAGGCGGCUACUGUUGAUGUGAUUUGCAACGGUGAAGCUCCUAACAGAAGUGGUGCUGUACAAUUGAUGUUUGCGGAGCUGCAAAUGCUCACACCCUUGGUGCCUACCAGAGAAGUAUAUUUUGUCCGGUAUUGCAAGCAAUUGAGUGCUGAACAAUGGGCAAUUGUCGACGUUUCUAUUGACAAAGUUGAGGAAAAUAUUGAUGCAUCCUUAGUAAAAUGCAGAAAACGUCCAUCAGGUUGCAUCAUCGAGGAUAAAUCCAAUGGCCAUUGCAAGGUUACCUGGGUGGAACACCUUGAGUGCCAGAAAAGCACCGUUCACACCAUGUACCGCACCGUCGUUAGCAGUGGUCUAGCCUUUGGUGCAAGGCAUUGGAUGGCAACAUUGCAACUUCAGUGUGAACGGCUUGUUUUCUUCAUGGCAACCAAUGUUCCAACUAAGGAUUCAACUGGUGUUGCAACAUUGGCUGGGAGGAAGAGCAUUUUGAAGUUGGCCCAACGAAUGACAUGGAGCUUUUGCCAUGCAAUUGGAGCAUCAAGCUAUCACACUUGGAACAAAGUCCCUAGUAAAACAGGGGAAGACAUUAGGGUUUCUUCCAGGAAAAAUUUAAAUGACCCUGGCGAACCUCUUGGGGUGAUUGUCUGUGCUGUUUCUUCCGUUUGGUUGCCUGUCUCUCCUAAUGUCCUAUUUGAUUUCUUGAGAGAUGAAGCUCGUCGCAAUGAGUGGGAUAUCAUGUCAAAUGGAGGUCCUGUACAGUCCAUUGCAAACCUCGCCAAGGGGCAAGAUCGGGGCAAUGCAGUAGCAAUUCAAGCAAUGAAGUCAAAAGAGAAUAGCACGUGGGUGCUCCAAGACAGUUGCACAAAUGCUUUUGAAUCCAUGGUGAUCUUUGCUCACGUGGACAUAGCUGGUAUGCAGUCAGUGAUCACAGGGUGCGACUCAAGCAACAUGGCCAUAUUACCUUCAGGGUUCUCCAUUCUUCCUGACGGGCUCGAGUCAAGGCCUUUAGUGAUCACUUCUAGGCAAGAGAAGAGCAAUGAUACCGAAGGAGGAUCUUUGCUUACAAUAGCUUUCCAAAUCCUAACGAACAGUUCCCCGACUGCCAAACUAACCAUGGAAUCUGUGGAAUCUGUCAACACACUAAUAUCUUGCACAUUGCGAAGCAUUAAGACGAGCUUGCAGUGCGAAGAUGGUUGACCACGAUAGUUUUCUUGAUUAGGUAGAUAUUAAUUGUAAAACACUCAAUAGGGUUUUUCUUUUAUUUAUUUUUUCCUUUUCUCUUCCUUUUACCCCCACGACUAACAGGUUUAAGAAAAUGACCUAUUUUUGCGAUGUGGGCUUUGUUUCUAUUCCUUCUUGGUUAGCACAUGGUUUGGACUUCAGGCAUAUUUUUACAGGGCAAGCUGGAUGGAGAGAGUUGGAUUUCAAAACCUUUUUAGAUCUAGGAGAGUGAAAUAUUCUCUUGUAUAGAAUUACUAUUCAUUAAUGCAAUAUUGUGGUUAUCUUGAUUGCUUUACCAA
Molecule: messenger RNA, 2679 nt
Organism: Theobroma umbraticum
Lineage: Eukaryota; Viridiplantae; Streptophyta; Magnoliopsida; Malvales; Malvaceae
Gene: GL2
Product: HD-ZIP IV family of homeobox-leucine zipper protein with lipid-binding START domain-containing protein
Biological process (GO): regulation of DNA-templated transcription
Molecular function (GO): lipid binding; DNA-binding transcription factor activity, RNA polymerase II-specific; DNA binding
Source: RefSeq, a predicted model, not a curated record